Messenger RNA from Poecilia reticulata (guppy), 3970 nucleotides. RefSeq names its product phosphatidylinositol glycan anchor biosynthesis class G (EMM blood group) (gene pigg). Lineage: Eukaryota; Metazoa; Chordata; Actinopteri; Cyprinodontiformes; Poeciliidae. Gene Ontology annotation, cellular component: endoplasmic reticulum membrane. The record is from RefSeq and is a predicted model, not a curated record. Gene Ontology annotation, biological process: GPI anchor biosynthetic process.
GUCGCCUGCCGUAGUUUAUCAACGCGGAAGCUAAAAUGAAUGGCUACAUUGCUAACUGGUAUUAGUGUUUCUAUCGAAAAAUACGUACAAACAUUGACUGUUUGCUACUUUUCCUGAGAGACGGACAUGUUGUGGGGUAACACGCAGCUUGGCGGGUUGUCCUUGUGAUGCGUGGCAGCUGUAGCUCCUAUGUGUCGUCAGCGAGUUGUCCCAUUCAGAUAAGUUAGUCGUUCCGUAAACCACCAUGAGAGUCCGCUCGUCUGUGUUCGCCUGCUUCAUUUUAAUAUUUGAAGUGCUCGGCGUUGCCCUCUUCCUGAGGGGCUUCUUCCCUGUUCCUGUCAAGUCUUCUUUCUCCUCCAAGAGCAGGCUGUCGGAUUUACCCGCGGAGCCGCUGGCAGGAAGCCCUCCCAACUCCACCCGCCUGCCCCAGCCCCUGUUCAGGAGGGUCGUUCUCAUGGUGGUGGAUGCCCUCCGAGAGGACUUUGUGUUUGGACCCGCCGGGGGGUCCCACAUGCCCUACACCCGGUACCUGGUGGAGAAAGGCUCGUCCCACAGCUUCGUGGCCAAGGCGAGACCUCCCACUGUCACCAUGCCAAGGAUCAAGGCUCUCACCACCGGCAGCAUCCCGGGCUUCAUCGACGUGGUGAUGAACCUGAAUUCCCCCGCCCUCCUGGAGGACAACCUCAUCUGGCAGGCCAAAACGGCCAGCAAGCGCAUGGUCUUCUACGGGGACGACACGUGGGUCCGCCUCUUCCCGAAGCACUUCAUGGAGUACGACGGAACAACGUCGUUUUUCGUGUCCGACUACACCGAGGUGGACAACAACGUGACGCGCCACCUGGACAGCACACUGAAGAGAGACGACUGGGACGUCCUGGUCCUCCACUACCUGGGCCUGGACCACAUUGGCCACAUCAGCGGGCCCCACAGCUCGCUCGUCCGGCCCAAGCUGCUGGAGAUGGACGACGUCCUGAAGAAGAUCCAUGGUUCCCUCGUCUCCAAGGAGGCCGAGGGAUCUUUGCCCUACCUGCUGGUGCUGUGCGGAGACCACGGCAUGACCGAGACCGGCAGCCACGGGGGCUCCUCGGAGCCAGAAGUCAACACGGCUCUGGUGCUCAUCAGUCCAGCCUUCAAAAGAAAAGCGGGAAUGGAGAGACCCGGCGAGGUGGAGCAGGUCGACCUGGCCCCGACGCUGGCCCUGGGGCUCGGGCUGCCCGUGCCUCAGAACAGCGUCGGCCGCAUCAUCCCCGGCGUGCUGGAGGAGCGGUCGAUGCGGGACCAGCUGCGCUUCCUGCAUCUCAACGGCCACCAGCUCAGCUGCCUGCUCCGAGACAGCACGCCCGACUACCAGAAAGAGGCUGGCUUCGAACAGUUUCGUGUGGCAGAAAAGGCUCAUGGGAGCUGGAUGAAGCUCUACCUGGAAGGAAACACCUCGGAGGUUCUGACCAACAUGGGCAAAAAAGUCCUGAAGCAGUACCUGGAGGCGCUGGCUGCCAUGAGUUCUGCUCUGAGCAAACAGCUGGGCAAAUACGACAUGUACUCCAUGAUCGCAGGAAUGGUGUUUGUGUUCCAGCUCCUGCUGGUCUUACUGCUGGCGAUGCCCGAAGCCCUCAGCAGCGCCGCAGCAGUGGACCUUCCGGUGCGCUCCUCCCUGCUCUCCCUGCCUUUCUACCUCUUGUGCCUGCUCCUGGCCUCCGUGCACGUGUUGGUGUGCACGUCUGCGGAGAGCUCCUGUUACUUCUGCAGCCUCUCCUGGGGUCUGGUGUUUGCCGCCGUUGCCUUCUCCUCUGCAAUGUUUUGCAUUCUGAUCUCCGUGGCGACGCGGAGGCUCCCGCUCGGACCCACGGCCCAUGGGAAGUCUCCUGUGCGGAGCUCCGGCGGGGAGUGGUCGCUGUCGGAGCUCGACGUCCUGCUGCUGGCCGGAACCGUCGGCCACACGCUCAGCCUGGCGGCGAGCAGCUUCGUCGAAGAGGAGCACCAGACCUGGUACUUCCUGCUCAACACGCUCUGCCUCGCCGUCUUCCAGGAUGUGUGCAGGAAGUACUUCAGGGAGCAGAAGGGCUCUGGAGACGAAGAGGAGCACCUCCUUCCGUCCAAGGAUGGCCACUCCUCUUCUCACCCCAAGCAGGAGGUCGUCUCGGAGAAGUGGCUGGCGCUGGCCACGCCCCCCUUCACUCUGCUUUGCUGCCGGCUGCUUCGCUCCCUCAACCAGACAGGAGUUCAGUGGGCCCACCUCCCAGAUGUCAGCCACUGGCUCAACAGCGCCGAACAUAAGACGGUCCUGUCCCUGCUGUCCGCGCUCUGCUUGCUCCUCAUCUUCCUCCUGGUUCAGAGACGCUGCUCGCUCGUCUCCAAGGUCGCCCUGGCGCUCGGACUCCUGGGCGUCUACAGCUACCGGGCAGCUGUCGGCAAUGUCCUGUUUCCCUGGCAACGCUCCGGCCGAGCCGCGUCCAAGGGAACGGUGGAGGCACGCUUUGUCUACGUCUUCGUUCUGGGUAUCCUCUUCUCUGGCACCAAGGACCUGCUGAGAUCCCAGAUCGUCACAGCAGAUGCAAAGCUGAAGAGCAGGGGAUUGUGGGAGAUUUACGGCGGCCUGGUGCUGCUGGUUUCGCUCCUGUUCCGGGCCCAUAACCUGCCGGUGCUGUGCUGCGGACUCCUCAUCCAGACGCUCAUGGCUCAGUUCAUCUGGAAGAAGCUGCACUACGACGCGGCCCAGACCACCAUCAUGCACUACUGGUUUGGCCAGGCCUUCUUUUACUUUCAGGGCAACUCCAACAACAUUGGCACCGUCGACAUUUCUGUGGGCUUUGUCGGUCUGGAAAGCUACAUCGAAGCGCCUGCCAUCUUUUUAACAGCUCUCAGCACUUACGCGGGUCCCCUGCUCUGGGCCUGUCACCUUGUCUGCUACCUGAGCUCAGAGAGAGAAAGGAGCCCGGUCGCCGUCGGCCAUGGCUGCUACUGCUUGGCCCUGCUGAGGUCGGUGCCGGCCGCCGCCUACGUCGUCCUGGUGACGGUCCUGCGCUACCACCUCUUCAUCUGGAGCGUCUUCUCGCCCAAGCUGCUGUAUGAGUCCAUGCACCUGCUGCUGACCGCGGGAGUGUGUCUCGUCUUCAUCACCAUGGAGCAAAGUCCCGGCUCCAGUAAGUCCUAGUGGGAGGCGAGGCGGGUUCGGACGCAGACCCCCUCGGACUGCCGCCGUACAAUCGACUCCCGCUCCUCAUCUCCUCACACCGUGUGAAUAGAUGUGCUCUCAGUAAUAUUUAAAUACUUUUCUAUUUCUAAAAAAUGGGUGGGGGGGGUAUGGUUGAGGAUGAAUAAAAAUGUGAUGUAACUUGUGGAAAGAGAAACAAUCGUUUCCCUGAGAGAUGUGCCGGACUUGGAGGUGCAGAAUAAAAGCGGGCUGUUGGAGAACUUUGAUGUUGCCUUUUCUGGGGGUAGCUGCGUGUGUUUACCUGUUACCAUGCCGACCUGCGUUCUCUGGACUCGCCCCGUCUCAAAACACUGCGCUCUCUGAAGUCGAGACCGUCGGUUCCCCCGGUGCUCCGGACGCUUCUUGAUCAGAGGUGAGAGUAACAGCAUCGAUCGCGACAGUUUUCCAGUUAAAGGAUGUUGAAAUUCGGGGUCCCGCUGCGUCCUUCACUCCCCAACACAGAUUAUUAAUCUAGCCAGAUGUCCCACUGUGACGGACCGAAAUGGGUCCGCGGUGGAUGCGUUUGGAGUGUGUGCCGUCUCGGGCCUAAAGGUGCAGAGGUGCUGAGGUGAGAGUGAGCGAGAUGUCAGACGGCUCCAGCCUGCGUCCGCCUACUCUGAGCUCUAAAACCGGUUCUAAUCAGGCAGCGCUAAUGAAAAUAGCGGCGUGGGAGGAACACAGGAGCACAGAGUGGGAGUUUUAAAGACACUGUAGUCAUUUCUCUGUAGAAAUUUUUCUAACAUGUAUCACAGAUAAUUGAUUAAACUCCAGUUUUCUUUU